This is a messenger RNA of Kluyveromyces marxianus DMKU3-1042, 927 nucleotides long. It is a transcript of the gene YHM2, whose product is annotated as Yhm2p. Gene Ontology annotation, biological process: alpha-ketoglutarate transport; mitochondrial citrate transmembrane transport. Bases 1 to 927 code for a protein of 308 amino acids. The transcript has a single exon. Gene Ontology annotation, molecular function: tricarboxylate secondary active transmembrane transporter activity. NCBI's taxonomy places the organism in Eukaryota, Fungi, Ascomycota, Saccharomycetes, Saccharomycetales, Saccharomycetaceae. The record is from RefSeq and is a predicted model, not a curated record. Gene Ontology annotation, cellular component: mitochondrion.
AUGUCGCAACAACCAGUUGAAUUGAAGAAGAAGCCAAUCUCGUUUUCUAACAUUUUGUUGGGAGCAGGUCUAAACUUGUGCGAAGUUACGACGUUGGGGCAGCCAUUGGAGGUGAUUAAGACGACAAUGGCUGCCAAUAGGCAGUUUAGUUUCUUGCAGGCCAUCCGUCACAUCUGGGCUCGUGGGGGUGUUUUCGGGUUCUACCAGGGGUUGAUUCCAUGGGCUUGGAUCGAGGCAUCUACGAAGGGUGCGGUGCUUUUGUUUGUGUCUGCUGAGGCCGAAUAUCACUUUAAGAAGUUGGGUUUGAACAACUUUGGGGCUGGUAUCAUGGGUGGUAUUUCUGGUGGUGUAGCGCAAGCUUAUUUGACGAUGGGUUUCUGUACGUGUAUGAAGACUGUGGAGAUCACCAAGAAGAAGAGUGCGGUUGGUGGUGUACAGCAAUCUUCGCUGGCUGCGUUCAAAGAAAUCUACAAGAAAGAGGGUAUCAGAGGUAUCAACAAGGGUGUUAACGCGGUUGCCAUCAGACAAAUGACCAAUUGGGGUUCGAGAUUUGGUUUGUCGAGAUUGGUCGAAGAAGGUAUCAGAAAGGUGACCGGGAAGACUAGCCCAGAGGAUAAAUUGACUGCGUGGGAAAAGAUUUUCGCUUCCGCUAUCGGUGGUGGUCUUUCAGCCUGGAACCAGCCAAUUGAGGUCAUUAGAGUUGAGAUGCAGUCCAAGACUGAGGAUCCAAACAGACCAAAGAAACUAACUGUUGGUAAAGCCUUCAAGUAUAUUUAUAGUACUAAUGGUAUCAAGGGUCUCUACCGUGGUGUCACUCCAAGAGUCGGUUUAGGUAUCUGGCAAACCGUCUUCAUGGUCGGUUUCGGGGAUAUGGCUAGAGAGUUCGUUGGGAGACUAACUGGUGAAACUCCUACCGCUAAGCAUUGA